GGGCCCCUUUUAAGGUGUAGACUAUCCAUAAGAGAGAGAGGCGUUUAGAAAAGAGAUGCUUCCAUAUGUAGACUAUCCAUAAAAGCAGCAAAGCAGAAGUUUUUUUGCUUACUGUUUUCUGUCAGAACAUUUUCAAGGCUUGAGUUUUUAUGUUUUUAAAUUUAGGGGAAAGUGGGAAACCAUCUACUGAAACGGGUAUUUAUGACCUGCUGUUCCACGUUAAAUAAGGGAGGCGAGGGGGCAGAGAGAAACACAGGGGAGAGAGAGAGGGAGGAGAAGCAAGAAUGGAUGUGGGUCAGUUGCAGAGAAGGUUAGUUGAUUAUACAGCAUCCUUAUUUCGUGAGGGAUUUCUAGAUGAUCAAUUCACUCAACUUCAGCAACUUCAAGACGAGAGUAACCCUGAUUUCGUUUUUGAAGUUGUCUCUCUCUUUUUCGAAGAUUCUGAGAGGCUUCUAAACGAUUUGGCCAUAUCCCUGGAUCAGCCGAGUGUAGAUUUCAAGAAGGUCGAUGCCCAUGUUCAUCAGUUGAAGGGUAGUAGCUCCAGCAUAGGUGCACAGAGAGUCAAAAAUGUCUGCAUUGCUUUUCGCAACUUUUGCGAGGAACAGAACAUUGAAGGGUGUCUGAGAUGUCUGCAACAAGUGAAACAUGAAUAUGCUCUUGUGAAGAACAAGCUUGAAACUCUAUUCAGGCUGGAGCAACAGGUUUUAGCAGCUGGUGGGUCGAUUCCGAUGGAGUGAGUGGUGGCAAGGUCUAAUCAAAAGCAGAAAGGUAGAGAACGAAAGAAAGAAAAAUGGAGGGUAGUGAUAUAGAGAAGCGUUGUACUUUUUUUUUUUUUUUGGUGUUUGAGAUGUAAACUACUUCACUUAUUGGUAGUUCUCUUCUUUUAACUGUAUGGGGGAUUGUUAAGCUUAAGAGGGGAGAGAAUUUGAGCAAGUCUUUUUGUCCCUUUUGCCAUCUCAUCAGGUCCACGGCCCACCCACUCUCCUUUUCAAAUUGAAAUGUUGAUAAUCUUCUCUGCUUCACUUAUUGGUAGUUCUCUUCUUUUAACUGUAUGGGGGAUUGUUAAGCAUAAGAGGGGAGAGAAUUUGAGCAA
This is a messenger RNA of Nelumbo nucifera (sacred lotus), 1093 nucleotides long. Its product is annotated as histidine-containing phosphotransfer protein 1. Gene Ontology annotation, molecular function: histidine phosphotransfer kinase activity; protein histidine kinase binding. The record is from RefSeq and is a predicted model, not a curated record. Gene Ontology annotation, cellular component: nucleus; cytoplasm. NCBI's taxonomy places the organism in Eukaryota, Viridiplantae, Streptophyta, Magnoliopsida, Proteales, Nelumbonaceae. Gene Ontology annotation, biological process: phosphorelay signal transduction system; cytokinin-activated signaling pathway; phosphorylation.